UACUGUCUGCUCUGCACAUCACCCCUGAACAACUAGAUACAAAAUCGAAAAACUUAAAAGAUUUUUAUUAUGGUAAAAUGGUAGCCCGAGAGGGGAAAAUGGCGGGGUCGGGUUGGGAAUAAUGAGACUCAAUCCAAUUACUGUGAACAAUUCAGAACGUUUUAAGCGCCAGCGCCUUCAACACAGGGGCCAGGAGCAUUAUUUUCCCCGGCCACCUUGGAGUAAAUGGCAGUCAUCUUCUUUUCUCGCCCUUUGAGACUGUCCAAUCGCUCGGGCGGCCUGGCACAACGGGCAACCCUUCCACUCGAAGUCUGGCCUCCGAUCGCCGUGUCCUGACUGAGGUCAGAGCACACUGAUUACAAGCCGCAGAGAGAAAAUAAACUAAAUUUAAACCCUCAAGGAGCUUGCAAGAGAUCCCGGCCGAGUGACGAGUCUAGUUUCGCGGGAACCCAUUAUUAGGGCGUUAAACCUGGGAGGGCUUUGGUUGCUCUCCCGCUUCUGGCCUGACAGCACUUGCUUCUUCCGCAUUUUCCUAGGGGUUAGACUCUGACGUUACGUAUUACGACGGCGGCGGCGGCGGCAGCGAAGAGCCGAGUAGUCAGCCCCUCCUCCUCCUCCCCGCAGCCAUCAAACAACAAAGCCUGAUUGGCAGGGCUAGGCCCGACCCGACCCGCCAGCGCUCGGCCCAGCCAGGAAAGGCUGAGCCUAAACCAAGCCCAGGAAGGAGUCGAAACGAACCGAAAUCGGCCUCCGCCCGCCCAACACACUCACCAGGUGGCUUAUUCAUGUAGAUGCAUCUGAAAACCUAUGUCCAAAUGGUGAUUGACAUCUAUACACAGUGAAAAAUUAGUUUGAAUGCUUAUAGCAGAGAACAUUUGAAGGAAGGCCGGGCUAAGAUACCCUGGUGACUGAUGAAAUUUGCAGACCAUGGAUGAAGAUGUAGGAGGGCUUGAACUGCAACAACAGGAGCCCAAGGUGAUUUUUGAUAACACAGUUCAUGAAGUGACUUCACAGCAUAUUGAUGGACAUCAUAUUCUUGUGGAAGUUCAAGAAACCGUCUUUGUAGAUUCCACUAUUGACCCAGAAUCCCACUUUGUUUCUGAUGACACUGACUCUGUUGUAAUACAGGAUGCCAUUGAAGACGUAGUGGCUGAAGAUGUCCACUGCCCUGAUAUUAUUGAGGAACCAGAAACCAUAAUUGUUCCUGAACAAGUACUGGACACAGAUGUUGGCACAGAGGAAACGCUGACUACAAUCCCUGAAGACGUAUUAGCUUCUGACAUUACCUCAGAGGCCAUGUGUGUAGCUGAACAUGUACUGACAAUGGAUGAUGAUGGAGGAAAGAUUGAACAUGGAGGAAAUGGUGAGCUGAAAAUUGAAAGUGGACUGUCAACACAGAGUGAAAAUUUAAAAGAAGAUAGUACCUGUGGUGAUGUCAUUAAAGUUUACAUUUUCAAGGCAGAUGAUGGUGAGGAUGAUUUAGGUGGAACUGUAGACAUCGGCGAAAGUGAACCUGAUAAUGAUCAUGGGGUUGGACUACUGGAUCAGGGCAACGUGGGCAGAAUAUCGCGAGAGAAAAUGGUGUACAUGACUGUUAAUGACCCUAAUCAAGAAGAUGAGGAUAUCAUGAACGCAACACAGCAUGAGGAGAACUGCUACCUUCAAGCAAAUUGUGCUGACAUUGCAGAUGAAGUUUACAUGGAAGUCAUAGUAGGAGAAGAUGAAGCAGCAGUUGGCCAUGAACAACAAGUUGAAGAAACAGAUAUUAGCAAAACAUUUGUUCCGGUAGCUUGGGCUACUGCAUAUGGUAACAGUUCGGAUGCUGUAGACAACAAAAAUGAAACAGGCAGUCACCUCCUCCAGGCAGAUGGAACAAAUGAGCUUACCAGGCUGGUAAAACCAAAAUCAAGGAAAAGGAAGAGACUUGAAAGUAGACAAUAUCAGACAGCAAUCAUCAUAGGGCCUGAUGGGCAUCCUAUUACAGUUUAUCCAUGUAUGAUCUGUGGAAAAAAGUUCAAGUCCAGAGGCUUUCUGAAGAGGCACAUGAAGAAUCAUCCGGAGCAACUGACUAAGAAAAAAUACCAGUGUACAGACUGUGAUUACACUACCAACAAGAAGACCAGUUUACAUAAUCAUCUGGAAAGCCAUAUGCUCAUGAACAAGGUGGAGAAGACCUAUGAGUGUGAUGAAUGUGGCAAGAGAUUUACUCACCCAGGAGCUCUGGUUUCCCAUAAGUUGGUUCACCGGGAAAAGGGAGCUACAAAGAUGCACAAAUGCAAAUUUUGUGAUUAUGAGACUGCAGAACAGGGGCUUCUGAACCGACACCUCUUAGCUGUGCACAGCAAGAAUUUCCCUCAUAUAUGUGUGGAGUGUGGAAAGGGUUUUCGCCAUCCAUCAGAACUGAGGAAACACAUGCGAACCCACACUGGGGAGAAACCCUACCAGUGCCAGUACUGUGACUAUAAGUCAGCAGAUGCCUCCAAUCUUAAGACCCACAUGAAGACAAAGCACAGCAAGGAUCUGCCUUUCAAGUGUGAGCAUUGUUUAAUGACAUUCACGGAUGCCAAAGAACUGCAGAAACAUACAGCCAUUCAUCAAGGACACAAAACCCACCAAUGUACACAUUGUGAUCACAGGAGUUCUAACUCCAGUGAUCUGAAGCGCCAUAUUAUUUCAGUCCAUACCAAGGACUAUCCACACAAAUGUGAGGUAUGUGACAAGGGUUUUCAUCGACCCUCAGAGCUCAAGAAACACAUGUCAACUCACAAGGGUAAAAAACUGCACCAGUGUAGGCACUGUGACUUUAAAAUUGCAGAUCCUUUUGUUCUUAGUCGGCAUAUUCUUUCAGUCCACACCAAGGAUCUUCCAUUCAGAUGUAAACGUUGCAAAAAGGGCUUUCGUCAACAGGUUGAGCUCAAGAAGCAUAUGAAGACCCACAGUGGCAAAAAAGUUUAUCAGUGUGAGUACUGUGAGUAUAGCACUACCGAUGCCUCGGGCUUUAAACGACACGUUAUUUCUAUUCACACAAAGGACUAUCCUCAUCGUUGUGAUUACUGCAAAAAGGGCUUCCGAAGGCCUUCAGAAAAGAACCAACAUAUCUCUCGACAUCAUAAAGAUGUUGUUUUGGUGGAGGGGCUAUCGUGAACUAUUUUCAAUUUAGAAAGCAUCUGCUUCUCAUCAUUUGUACAAAAAAGGAAUAUUUGUGUCCUUUAAUUGUUAAAGACUUGGAAACUUAAGUUCAUGCUGAUUACUGAACUAACUUCUCUCUCCCUCUCUUUCUCUCUCUCUCUCCAUUGUAUUGUGUCAUGGAUUGGAGCUUUAGCUUGAAUUGAAAGUUGUAUGUCCUUUGACUUGGAAAUCCAUUAAAUGGACAUUUUUUUUGCAACAUGGUGUCAACUCUUUUAAGAGAUGAAACUAACAAUCUAGUUGCAACCAGUCAGCUGCAGAUCAUGGUCCCUGCCAUUAUAAUUACUGGACCCAAGAUUAGAUACUGUAUUCAAGAACAAUUUAGCUUCAUAUUAACUAUUGAUGGCAAAUGAGGCCAUUUAUCAGUUUGUCUUAUUGCUCAGUUUUUUGGAGUGCUACAGUUUUUGUGCUAACUGGCUGAACACAUUCUCAGCAUAUUCUGUAUUUUGUUACUUCCUUUUUGUUUGCGCUAUAGUUAAUUUUUUCCGAUAUGCUUCUGAAGCUGCAAUGUAUUAUGGUAAUAGUAUAUUUUCUGUUUUUAUUUGAAUUAUUUUUUUUUACAAUUUCAUCUUUUAAAAGAAAAUUCUUCAGUGAUAUACCAUUGAGCCUAAAGGCCUCCUCCGCCUUUCCACGUUCUACUUGUAUUUCCAGAUGCGCUUCAUUCCUGUAUUGUGUGGUCUAGCAAAGCAUCGUGGUGGCAGAGUUCUUUCAGCUAAUUUACUUUUCCAGAUAUUGUGUAAAAAGAAUGACAUUAUUCAUGUUUUUACAAGUGUACACAUUUUUUUCCAAAAUUAUAUUUUGCCAAUGUCUGUAUCUUGUAUAAAUAAAAGAAAUAGCACUAUAUGUUUUUUAAAAAAAAGGUCCAGUGCUUUCUGUAGUACACUGCAGCUUAAUCUUAAGUUAGCAAGUUAAAAACUGUAUUGUCAGUUUGAAAUAACUCAGGUGGUUAGCAAUACCCUAUUUUACACAAUGUACUUCAAUCUAGUUACACUGGAUUGAGGUUCAUGGUGGAGGUGAGUAACAGAGAUUAGUAUUUUCUGUAUCAUUAAAUCUUUCCAACAAAAAAGCAAAAGGGGAGUGGGGUGCAACUUUUUAAAAGUACUGAGAAAUGAUUAAUGGAAAGUAUGCAAUACGGAGUAAUCUCUUGAAGUCUUCAGCAGAUCAGGAUUAAUUUGGAAGGUGAAGGGAAACUAAAUAGUACAGCAUAAUUCCAAAAUUUCAUGUUUUUAUAUUUUAUAAAAUAUUUAAUUCAAAGCCGCAUGCAACAUCAGAUUUCUACAGGAUCCUGUAAGUUUUCAAGUAUAAGUUGGGCUUUAUAUUCAUUAGUGCCUAAAAUAGCAUCUAAGUUUAAACUAAUUUUAAAUGAACUAUCUAUGAUCGUUAUUGUAUAACUUGCAGACUAAAUCCUCAAUAUAUUCUCAAGAAUUUGCACACUGUUGGAUGAAAAGAGAGAAAAUUACAGUAUUUAAAAGAAAAGGGGUACUAAAUAAUUUAUACAACACAGUGAUUAACAUUACUUACUCAAAAAAGUCUUCAGAAGUCUUUAAUGUUAUGCGUACUAUCCUCAAUGUACAUGUUUUAAGCAAUACAUUUGUUAAAAUCAUUAGGAAUACUAAUUUUAUUCUGAACAUAAUCUUUGUAAUUUAGCUGACUCCUGACCCCCACCAUCCCUACAAAAUAUAGAGAAUAUAAACUUGUCUAAAAUCUGUUUAAAGUAUCCGAAUUGGAACGCAUGAAAUUGAAUCCCACAGUGCAAUUUGAGCAUCUUCUCCCCAUCAUGAUUUCUAAGUUAACACAAACCUGAUAUUACAAUAGUGCCCCAGUGUCCUUGUAGCACUUUGUAAUUGUAAUUCACAAUACCAUAAAAUAAUCAUAUGUGGAUGAAAUUAUGUUGCAUUUUUAUCUUGACAGAUACAUAUUUGGGAUUUAAUUUGUACUGUGACAUUGGGAGCUUUGAAAAUUGCACUAACAACAAAUGCAGUUCUUUUGGUUGGGUUUGUGUACUCACUACAGCAAGAAGCAGUGUUGUACAUUAUCAUAAUGCAGGCCUGGUGUUGGACAGAAUUUCUGAGGAAAAAUUUACUUUUGAAGAGUAAUGAAAAUUAUGGAGAGUGGGUAAUAGGGAAAUGUAUAUGUUUAUUAAAAAAAUUCUUAUUAAUGUUACCAAUUGCUCAUUGUACAAAUCUUGAGAGGGAAUACAAACUGUUGAGCAAUUGAAUUGGAUUUAAUACACUUUUAAGGGCAGCUAAGAGAAUUCUUUGAAUAGGUGUAGACUUUUUUUUUAUACUGGGAUUAAACAUGAAUUAAUUAAAAGCCAGUUGAUUUGAGAAGGAAGCUUUAUAUCCUUGUACCUGUAAACAAAACCAUUUUCAGUGUCACUUUUAUGCUAAACAAUGUACAUCUAAUCUGUAAACAAAAUAAAAUUCAAAUUAUUUUCCACAACAUCACCUACUGAAUGUCCCCAAUGGCUUUUUAGAAAUAAUAUUUGUAGUAAUUUUGCUGCUCACUGUUAGCAAUGAACCUGUAUGGUAUUCGCUUUAGUAGCAGAUUAGCCAUCUGGAUUAUGACGAGUAACGAGUACUACUUUUGCUAUUUUUAAAAAUUCAGGUUAUUACAGUUCAAAAUAUUUCUGUAGGUUAUCACUUAUUGUCCUUUUUAUGAUUUGGAUUUCAGUUCUAUCAGAAUGAGGAGCAUUAAGGAUAUUUACUAGGACAAUGAAAACUAUGCACUGAUCUACUGACCAAUAUGAACAAGGCAUAUCAAACUAAUGUUGAUAGGCAUGACAUGGUGGAGGGAGGAUGCAUUGUAUUCUAACAUUGUGUGUCACUGUUAACAGUAGGAUGAACUGCAGUUUUAUUCAAAACCAGUUUCUGCUAUCAUCAGAAAAUUCAAAAUAAAGACCAUGGUGAUAGUUCCACUUACAUUCUUGAGAAGGAGAACUAUCCACAGGCUGUCACAGCAUGUAUUUUGUGUAUUAAGUGGAAGAGUGUACAGAAAAACUGAAGAUAAAAUAACUUGAUAUAUGUUACAUUUGCAAUGGAUGAAUAGUAAAGCUGAUGAUGUAAAAAUGCAGAAUAAAAGAAAUAUUGAAUAAUGACAGUACAGUCAGUUGCCCAUUAAUGUAAAGCUGAACAUAACCAUUGAUAUUUUAAGCUAAGUUACCACAUGGGAAUCAGAAAUGCAUUCCAGUCAAAAAUCUUGAAAUGUUUUUAAGAUAAUCUCUGGUGAAUUGUUAAGGUAUGGGCACUAGCAGCAGAUUUUAUUGCUAUACAUCUGCUCUCUUCAGGGGUAUACACAAGUAAUGUGACAUGAGCAACAUCUGCAUUCCUUUUCAAAGCCUAUUAACAAAAUUAAUUCCUUGAACAAAAAUAACUCCUGCUUAACUUUGAAGAUCAGGAAUUAGAUCCCUGCUUUAGUGUAGAUACAAAGAAAGUAGUGCAAAAAGAGGGGAAAAAAUAAAAUGUUUGUUAAUGGAUUUGUUGUCCAUUCAGAAAUCUGAUGGUGGAUGAAGAAGCUGUGCCUGAAACGUUGAGUGUGUGUCUUAAGGCUGCCCUACCACAUCCUUGAAAAGGGCAUGUACUGGAUGAUGGAGGUCCCUGAUGAUGGAUGUUGCCUUUUUGAGGCAUCAAAUUUUGAAGGAAUCCUCGAUGCUGGGGAGGCUAGUGAUGAAGCUGACUGAAUUUACACCUUUCUGCAGUUUUUUUUUCUGUUCCUGUGCAGCAGCCCCUCCAUACCACACAGUAAUGCAACCAGUAAGAAUGCUCUCCACAGUACAUUUGUAGAAAUUUGUGUUUGUCAUUGGUGACGUACUAAGCCUCCUCAAACUCCUAAGGAAAUAUAGCCAGUGCCGUGUCUUCUUUGUAAUCGCAUCAAUAUUUUGGGCCUAGGAUAGAUCCUCAGAGACGUUGAUAGCCAGGAACUUGAAACUGCUCAUUCUUACCACUUCCAAUCCCUUGAUAAGGACAGGUGUGUGUUCCUUCAACUUCUCCUUUCUGAAGUCCAUAAUCAAACCCUUGAUCUAACUGACAUUGAGUGCAAGGUUGUUGCUGUGGCACCACUCCACCAGCUGAUCUGUCUCACUCCUGUAUGCCUCUUCAUCACCAUCUGAAAUUCUGUAGUGUGGUCAGCAUAUUUAUAGAUGCCAUUUGAGCUGCGCUUAGUCACAAAGUCACGGGUGUACAGAUCACCGUCGAUGUCCGCCAGUGUUGAUUGUUAUUGAGUUAGCCCCUCUGGUUCAAGAGCUUCAUGGUUGAGGAGUAAUAACUGUUCCUGAACCUUGUGGUGUGAGACCUGAAGCUCUGGUGCCUCCUCCCCAAUAGCAGUUGUGAGAAGAGAACAUAGCCUGGAUGGUGAGGAUCCUU
Mobula hypostoma (lesser devil ray) is the source of this 7547-nucleotide messenger RNA. RefSeq names its product zinc finger X-chromosomal protein-like. The record is from RefSeq and is a predicted model, not a curated record. Gene Ontology annotation, cellular component: nucleus. Bases 928 to 3144 code for a protein of 738 amino acids. Gene Ontology annotation, molecular function: RNA polymerase II cis-regulatory region sequence-specific DNA binding; DNA-binding transcription factor activity, RNA polymerase II-specific; metal ion binding. The transcript is spliced from 11 exons. NCBI's taxonomy places the organism in Eukaryota, Metazoa, Chordata, Chondrichthyes, Myliobatiformes, Myliobatidae. Gene Ontology annotation, biological process: regulation of DNA-templated transcription.